UGUUUAGAGGGCAGCGGCCGCCCCAAGCCGGAGCCCCGCAGCUCUUCUUAUGAUCAGCUCGGUGUGUGUCUCCUCCUACCGCGGGCGUAAGUCGGGGAACAAGCCUCCGUCCAAAACAUGUCUGAAGGAAGAGAUGGCCAAGGGCGAGGCGUCGGAGAAGAUCAUCAUCAACGUGGGUGGCACGCGACAUGAGACCUACCGCAGCACCCUGCGGACCCUCCCCGGCACUCGCCUUGCCUGGCUGGCGGACCCCGACGGAGGGGGCCGGCAGGACCAGGAUGGGGGUGGCGGUCGGGCGGGGAGCAGCAGCAGCUGUGGUGCGGGAGGCGGCAGCGAGUUUUUCUUUGACCGGCACCCCGGAGUCUUCGCCUACGUCCUCAACUACUACCGCACCGGCAAACUGCACUGCCCCGCCGACGUGUGCGGCCCGCUGUUUGAGGAGGAGCUCACCUUCUGGGGCAUCGAUGAGACCGACGUGGAGCCCUGCUGCUGGAUGACCUACCGCCAGCACCGAGAUGCGGAGGAGGCGCUGGACAUCUUCGAGAGCCCCGACGGCGGCCCCGCAGCCGGGGAGGAGGCCGGGGAGGACGAGCGGGAGCUGGCCCUGCAGAGGCUGGGCCCUCAUGAGGGUGGCAGCGGAGCGGGCCCUGGGGGAGCAGGUGCCUGCAAAGGAUGGCAGCCACGGAUGUGGGCACUCUUUGAGGACCCCUAUUCGUCUCGGGCUGCCAGGGUUGUGGCCUUUGCUUCUCUCUUUUUUAUCCUUGUCUCCAUCACCACUUUCUGCCUGGAGACGCAUGAGGCCUUCAACAUUGACCGCAAUGUGACGGAGAUCCACCGCGUGGGGAACAUCACCAGCGUGCGCUUCCGGAGGGAGGUGGAGACAGAGCCCAUCCUGACCUACAUCGAGGGUGUCUGCGUCCUUUGGUUCACCUUGGAGUUCUUGGUGCGGAUCAUCUGCUGCCCAGACACACUGGACUUUGUCAAGAACCUGCUGAACAUUAUAGACUUUGUGGCCAUCCUUCCUUUCUAUCUGGAGGUGGGACUGAGUGGACUCUCCUCCAAAGCAGCCCGGGACGUGCUGGGCUUCUUGCGUGUUGUCCGCUUUGUCCGAAUUCUCCGCAUUUUCAAGCUCACCCGCCAUUUUGUUGGCCUUCGGGUUCUAGGUCACACUCUCCGCGCCAGCACCAAUGAAUUCCUCUUGUUAAUCAUCUUCCUGGCUCUGGGGGUCCUCAUCUUUGCCACCAUGAUCUACUACGCCGAGAGGAUCGGGGCCAAGCCAUCGGACCCGAGAGGCAACGACCACACUGACUUCAAGAACAUCCCCAUUGGCUUCUGGUGGGCUGUGGUCACUAUGACAACACUAGGUUAUGGAGACAUGUACCCCAGGACGUGGUCAGGGAUGUUAGUGGGGGCACUGUGUGCAUUGGCCGGGGUACUCACCAUCGCCAUGCCGGUCCCCGUCAUCGUCAACAACUUUGGCAUGUACUACUCCCUUGCCAUGGCCAAGCAGAAGCUGCCCAAGAAGAGGAAGAAACAUGUACCCCGACCCCCCCAGCUUGAGUCACCAGCCUACUGCAAGUCAGAGGAGACAUCACCCCGAGAUAGCAUCUUCAGUGACUCUAGUCCCCCAGUGGGGGAAGAAGGCAUGUUGGAGAGGAAACGGGCAGAUUCCAAACAAAAUGGAGAUGCAAAUGUGGUGCUGUCAGAUGAGGAGGGGGCCUGCCUUACCCAGCCCCUGGCCUCAGCCCCAGAGGAGCGAAGGGCCAUGCGCCGUUCCAGCACCAGGGACAAGAACAAGAAAGCAGCCACCUGUUUUCUGCUCAGUGCUGGAGACUAUGCUUGUGCUGAUGGCAGUGUCCGAAAAGGUACUUUGCAAUCCAGUGACUCAGACCUUCUUGCUGCUCCUCCAACAAGGAACUCCAUCUCCUAAUGGUGGGCAUUUUCGCUGACUGAUCCCUGUGCCUGGAAGAUUCUCCCUUUGCAUCUCCACUUCCUGGCUUCUGUGGCUUCCAUCAAGACCCAGCUAAAAUCUGACCUCGUAUAGGAGGAAAUCUCUCCGAACCCUCCUUGAUUCUAGUUUCUUCUCUUUGUUGAUUAUCUCCAUUUUGUCCUGUACACAGUUUGUUUGUACAGAAUUAUUUACUCUAUGUCUCCUCCAUUUGAUUGUGGGCUCCUUAAGAGCAGAGUCUAUCUCUUGUCCUUUUUCAUAUCCCCAACAAUUAGUUUGUUGCCUUUGGCUGAUUAAAAAAA
Gracilinanus agilis (Agile Gracile Mouse Opossum) is the source of this 2250-nucleotide messenger RNA. It is a transcript of the gene KCNC4, whose product is annotated as potassium voltage-gated channel subfamily C member 4. The record is from RefSeq and is a predicted model, not a curated record. The transcript is spliced from 4 exons. The coding region runs from base 50 to 1930 and encodes 626 amino acids. Gene Ontology annotation, biological process: potassium ion transmembrane transport; protein homooligomerization. Lineage: Eukaryota; Metazoa; Chordata; Mammalia; Didelphimorphia; Didelphidae. Gene Ontology annotation, molecular function: protein binding; delayed rectifier potassium channel activity. Gene Ontology annotation, cellular component: neuronal cell body membrane; voltage-gated potassium channel complex; dendrite membrane.